Messenger RNA from Spirometra erinaceieuropaei, 10754 nucleotides. The record is from the annotation of a GenBank genome assembly. NCBI's taxonomy places the organism in Eukaryota, Metazoa, Platyhelminthes, Cestoda, Diphyllobothriidea, Diphyllobothriidae.
AUGCAGGGCUCCUUGAGGGCCGAGGAGAUCAAGGGAUGCACCGACUUCAAAGAAUCAAAGGAUUUCUUCGCUGCGAUCAAGGUGAUCUACGGUCCCCCGAUGAAGGUAACUACACCGCUUCUCAGCUCCGAUUGACCAACGCUUUUGAUGGAUACGUUGCGGUUUCUGAAGCGCUGGGCCGAACACUGUAGGAACGUCCUCAGCCGCGCUCCGAAAUUCCCGACGCCUCCAUCGACCGGCUCGGAAUAUAGAAAUCAGCGUCCACCUAGACCUCCCCCUUCUCGCGCCGUGUAGUUACGCUACGGCGACAAAGCACGAGAAUCCGAUGCAAUCCCGGCCGAAAUCUGCAGGUACGAUUGCCACUGCCUAAUGAACAAACUCAUGACGUUAUUUCAAGAGAUGUGGUACUGUGGACAAGUUCCUCACGACUUCAAGGGUGUAACUAUUGUUCACCUCUACCAGCGCAAAGGCAACCGGCAAGUCUGUGACAACCACAGAAGCAUUUCGUUACUCAAUAUCGCGUGGAAGGCUAUCGCCCGCAUACUCCUUAAUAGCCUCAACAGACACCUCGACCAAGGACUCCGGCUGGAAAGCCAAUAUAUUUUCCAACGACAUCGGGACACUAUUGACAUGGUGUUUGCCUCUCGACAUUUACAGUAGAAUUACCAAGAGAUGCAAACCCACCUCUGCACUCUCUAAAAACUAGAGGAUCCCGAUGCCGCCUGGACGUUCGCAGAUACUGUUUUUCACAGCGAGUCGUCUGUGCCUGGAGCGGGCUUCCCGAGGACGCAAUAAUGGCGGAUAACACGGAGACGUUCAAGCAGAGACUGGACGCAUAUUUGUUUGGACAAUACCGCUUGUCUGGACAGAACAGCUCUGUGGUGCCAAACCAACGCCUUGCAUACACCUACUGCUAAUGCGGAUGACUGUCGUUUUAUUUUACCGAUAUCAUCCGCAACUGAAUGUUCUCGAGUUUCAAUGAAAGAUAUUAUGUUAAGUGUAUAUAUUACUGACAACAUUUUAGUACGGUGUUUAGUUUAAGUUUACAAUAGGGUUUUCAGAGGUAUUGCCUUACUAACCUUGAAAUAUACAGACCUAGACUGACAUACUGACCUACCACAGUGGACUUGAUAAAGGCCUUUGGGACGGUGAGUCGCGAGGGACUGUGGAAAAUCAUGCAGAAAUUUGACUGCCCUGGAUGAUUCAGGCACAUGAUACGUUAGCUUUACGACGGAAUGAUGGGACGCGUCGCGAACAACGGCACAAUCUCCGCGACAUUCAAAAUGACAAAUGGAGCUAAGAAGGACUGCGUCCUCUCGCCUACACUCUUCAGUGUCAUAUUCCCUGCUGUGCUGAUGGACGUCUACCGUGAUGAACGCUCCGAAAUGCGUAUAGCCUACAGAACUGAGGAUCAUCUUCUCAGCAGCAGGCGCAUGCAGGCCAAAACGCGGCUAUCUACGAACACGGUUCACGAUCUGCCCUAUGUCGACGAUUGCGAGCUCAACACCACGACCUAAGUGGACAUGCCAUGGAGCACGAUCCUCCUUGACGGCGGAUUCGCCAACUUCGGCCUGACUAUCACCAUGGACAAACCGGCCGUCAUGCACAAAUCGUCACCCAACACGCAUGAGUGCAUGUCCACUAGAAUCGCUGUCCACGACCACCAACUCAAAACCGUGGACGAUUUUGCUUAUCUCGAAAGCACGCCUUCCAACAGCACUAAAAUUGGCGAUGAGGUUUCACUCCGGAUCUCCUAAGUCAGCCGAACCUUCGGCCGGCUGCAGAACUCCGUGCGGAACCGCCACGGCCUCCAACAGAAUACCAAACUAAAGAUGUACAACGACGUCAUCCCGACGACACUUCUUUACGGAGAGGAGACUUGGAACAUCUACACCAACCAUGCCAAGGAACUCAACUUCUUCCUUCUCGGUCGGAAUCCAAUCUGUCGCUGUGUACCGGCGAAGCCUCCGACGACUUUUUAGUCGGCUUAAUUUAGAUUCAGGUUUUGCUCAGGAGGCAGAAUGUAAAUAUUUGCACCCAUGUAUUUUGGGCGGUUUACAGAUGAAGCUCCUGGUUGUCAUUGGUGGCCGAAGCGAGAAAAGGUUUUUCAGGAAUCUCUUGAGUGCUCUUCUCGGUCCCCCGCCAUGUCUCAACUUCUGCUGGGGUGGGUCGAGAGAAGAAGGAACCUUUUUUGAAUGUCCCUUUACGGCCUCCCCACUGGUAUGUCAAAUAUUUAAGUUAAUUCCUCAUCUGCAACUCGUGGAAACGCCACCUCCUCCGUUUGUACUGCAGACGUGAUCCGCAAUUUGUGUAAGUAACUGGUGCCAUGGGGCGAGAUUCAGAUAUGGUGGUAGAGCCAAACGUCAAGAGACUACGGAGAAGGUAAAAUAAUUACCUUAAGACUUUCUAACCUACAUUAAGUUCCUCCAUGUGCACCAUCACAGUCGUGGCUUACUUAGCGAUGUCUCCGUCCGAUGGCACUGUAAUUACGCCCUUCGUAUUAUCGUCAAAGUCUUUCUAUAUUCACUCUGCUUUACUUAAUAUUGCAUUGCGCAUUGAAAUCCAUUGACCAAACGUAUAAUUCAGCGGUAUAAUUUUCUAUCCGUCAUUUCAAUCAUUUUCUUACCAUUCCAUUCAACGAUUGUAGCAGCAGUACAAAUAUCUAGGCAACGGCUUUCUUGUACUCCAGGAACAGGCCGCUGAAAACGCAACUAUGCGUAGCAUGUACUGUGUCAAUGCAUGAUGACCAAUAUUGAUGACUGUAGAUAUUUUUAUCUUUGUCCUUUUGAGUACUUAUGUGUCUGAAACCAUUAAAAUGUUCCGCUAAACUCGUAAUUGCACCUUAGGACACACAUACGGGGAUGCGGCAUUUUGGGGCUUCGAGGUGCCACAUUAAGGUCUGAUACGCCGACGAGUGGUGGGGAAAUCGGUAUCAUAUAGGAAAGCUGGACAUAGACGGUAAAAUGUGCAUUUUUUUCGGCGAUGGGGCCAGAGGAUAUCACACGGAUGAAUUGCCCAUCAUAGCUCCGCGAUAUAUCUCUCGCAGCCUCGUAAUUUCGCUGCUAUAGUCCCCUAAUUUAUUGGGACAGAGAGGUUGCUAGCCGCGGCUAGUGCUGGCGGAGUAAAUUUUCCGUCGUCUAAAGUCUCGUAUUAUCCCCUGCCAGCACAUGGCCCCUUCAUAGGCGGGGCUGGGAAGGGGCUGGUUGGGGCCAGAGCCCUCAUUGGAUUGAAACAUUUUGAAGCGUAUUUGUAUCGAAAGUUAUGUUUCAAAAGCAUGACUCAUUGUAUCCUUCUUGGCAUAAAAAGGAGCUAAUUUAUAAAAAAUUGGCUUAUAAAUCAUGAAAAAAGCAUUCGUUUACGCCCACGGGUCGCGGAUAAUAUUGUGCGUCAACCAAUGCUGUUUUGAUGCUCUUAAUAAAUGUCUUAGUUAAUUUAUGUAUCAUAUACUCACAAAACAGUUCAAGUAGUCAACUUGUAUGUCUAUUUAUUAACUAGUUAGCAUUGAUGUUCAUAGUCCAAUUAUACAUAUUUUUUCGUUUUUUACUGAAAAUUCAAAGCAAUAAUGAAGCGUAAUUACUGUGGCUCCCAUCGAACCACCAUAUCCAAGCGCAUUAUGCGCCAUAUAAAAGGCAUAUUAUGAGGCCACUGAAGAGCCUGAUUCUGAGGUUCUCUCAACGUCCAAAGCAGUUGGCAAUCAAUCCCCUGAACGAGAAAUGCCUAUUAUGAGCUCCGAAACUUAUGCCGGCAAGUAUUAUGUGUGUGCACCUCGGGGGGCUCAUCAUGCAGGUCGAUAUUUUAAGGGAGUGUCAAGAGUGGGUGGAAAUCUGGCGUCCCCUGCGCAUUUUUUUUCGCUGGCGGGGCCAGACGGGGCUGUCGCGUUGAAUUCCCCGCCACAGGCCCUUCUACAGCCCCACCAAGUCCCUUCAUAGCCCCCUCUAGCCCCGCCAUAUUUGAGAAGCUUACGCGGGGCUGGUGCUGGCAGGGUUGAUUAUAAGUUGACCAAGCCCAAAGACUAGGUGGUCCCCUCACCAAAUGACCAUUUUGCGCUAGUACACUUGAUCCUCUGUUGUUCCCGCGUGCCUGUGAAUUUCAUUUCACUGGUGGGGCCAGGCGGGACUGUCGUGUUGAAUGCCCCGCCAAAGCCCCUUCCACAGCCCCGCCUAGCCCCUUUAUAGCCCCCUCUAGCCCCGCCAUUUUUGAUGGGGCUAGGAGGGGCUGGUGCUAUCAGGGUCAGCUUAAAUUUCUGUUGUCUGAAGUUUAUCAAACAUCUGAUCUUGUUUUGAUUGUAUCUGCCUGAGGUUAUCAAACUUUUGGAGAACACUAUUUUCUGGACUCUGAAGCACAGAGAUCUGGGAAAUGUAAAAGUAUACUAACCAACCAUCCCGCGAGACGAAAAAAUUGUCCACGGAGCGGGAGUCGACUCCUUAGCCCCCAUAUCGCACGGAGAGCGCCUAAACGCCUGGGGCGCCGCCAUCGAAGAGCGCCCUCAAAGAAUAGUAAGUGCAUUAGCCUCAUGUUUUAAGGGUGCGCCGAAUUUGGCCGGGAAAAUAGCGCAUUAGGAAAUUCAUGUGAACCGGUGAUAAUUCGUUUCGAGCAAGCAGGAGAUGACAAAUGCAAAACGUCAGAAACGGUUCACAGUGAGGCCGAGGUGCCCCGCGACACAAAAUAUCCCGGUGAAUUCGCGUACGAUUUUCUACCAGAUACACAAGCUCCGAACUGCUGUGCAUCGUGUAAAUAUUGCAAGGAUCUCGCAUUAAAUAUUACAGCUUUGGAGACGAAUAUGAACCUCCUCAUAGACCUGGUUUCAUUGUCGCUUAAGCGUGAUAAAAUAAAGUCAAUUGAUAAAAUCGGUAGCAGCCAACGAUUCGCUUUGAAACUGACAGAGUUGACUAAGGCCCAACCCCUCAUCGAAGGCCGAAGCACGGUUAAAACAGGAAAAAAACUCUCUAUUUGCCGUGACUUAUCGCUUCAGGAAAUAACUGGCUGCAGCAAUAUAAAAAGUGGACGAAGAAGAAGAAGAAGAAGAAGAAGAAGAAGAGGGAAACAACAACAGCGCCACCAUCACCGACUAAAAUAGUAAACGAUACUCCGAAAUCUCAAACUAAGUAGAGAAGUGAGAACAGCAACGCGCAGUCAUAGUUGAUAACCAGUCAGCUCAAGGACAGCGGCCAGCAAACUGCCAGAUUCUUAGUUGUCCGACCUCCUCCACAGAAAAUUUAAAAAGGGAUUCGGAAUUGAAAAGACCAACAUGUGGACGGAAUCUUCGAAAUAAACCGUAAAAUUAACAAAGCAAGAUCUUCGAUCGCCCCGGAGAAGCAGAGAGCAGCGGAUCGCCGUCCCUUGCAAAGGGACCAGGAGGAAGCAGGCGAGUGAUAAUAUUACUCAGACCGUACACAGGCAAAUGAGAUCAUAUUAAAAGAUAAUAAACAAAUAUGGACUGCUGAAGAGGGAACGCAGAAGUCGGACGGCUUCGUUGUACCCAAGGAAAAGAACUUCCUGAGGUCGAAUAUCGGAGCUUGUCUGAGCAGUCUUGAGAAACCAUCAGCGAUCGAAUAGACACAGUAGCGGUUGGCUCAGAUAUCCUCUCUGUUGAUAUAAAAGAUACGGACAGUAUUGUCACGAACAUGGUGGAUGGCAACCAGAACAUCACCAUGAAAGGUUUCUGAGGAAUCCCGAAGUCACCAUCAUCACACAAAAGGACAGGCCGUUCGGAUAACAGUGCUUGGCAAUAAUGGGACCUCAGAAGGCAAACACAUACAUUCUUAUGCAUCGUGUUCUAACAGAUCUUGACUUAUUCGAAGGUUUCUGAACGCACUGCUUCAAACAAACGAAGAGAUUUCAGUACUGGGAGUUUUCACCCUAGGGAAGCGUACUACUGUUCCCUUACAUAAAGGGAAGUAGCAGGAUGGCAGCAAGCAGCUUCAGGUUUAUUAACUUAACUUGCCUCCCAUGCAAAAUGAUGGAAGCUCUAGUAAAGAGCGCUAUGCAGCAGUUUUGUGAAGAAAAUAACAUCUGACAGUCUUUUCAACAUGACUUCUGGAGAGGAGGUUCCUGCCUCUCAAAUCUACUAGCUUGUCUGGAGAUCUGGACCGGGGCUCUGGAAAAGGGUUUCGAGGUUGAUAUCGUGUAUAUCGAUUUCCGCAAAGCUUUUGAUACUGUUCCGAGCCAACGCCUUCUUCACAAAUUGAGCGCCAUCGGCACUCGAGGAAAUUUUCAGAACUGGAUAAGGACGUUUAUGGUUACUCGGAAACAACAUGUCUGUUCCGGAGAUGAUAUGUCAGAAUGGGUGAACGUGACCAGUGGUAUGCCUCAAGGCUUAGUUCUGGGACCAUUGCUCUUCAUUCUUUAUGUUAAUAACAGCCUUCAGGAACUCGACUGCGGCAAACUAAUGUUCGCAGACGACGUUAAGCUCUGGCAAGACAUUAAGGGUCCGAAUAACCAGAGAUUUCUUCAAGAUGAUCUGCACCGACUGCAAGCGUGGUCGGAGAAAUGGCUUCUAGAUUUCAAUGUGGAGAAGUGUGCCGUCCUUCAUCUGCGUCCAAUCAACUCUCAUUCAAAUGAGAGCCUGAGGACAUAUCACCUGAAAGUUAUAAGGCUACCCUCAGAAUCCUUACAGAAGGAUCUCGGGGUUUGAAUACAGAACAACCUGAAACCAACGCUGCAGUUCCACAAGGCUGCAAAAAACGCCAUGGGAGUGCUGCAUGCAAUCAAAAGGGCGUUCGUAACCUUUGACCAAGACCUUUUUGGGAAAGUUAACGGCCCCUUAGUUCGGCUCCACCUAGAGUAUGGCGUAUGAGCGUGGCGGCCAUGGCUUGUUAAGGACCAAGCAUGCCUUGAACGAGUAGAACGGCGUGCAACGAAGCUGGUAGACGGUCUGAAAAUCCAAUCCUACACAGACAGACUGAAUUUCCUUAAUUUAUCCCCUCUGUGUUACAGGCUGCAAAGAGAUGAUCUUAUCCUCGUCUACAAGAUAAUACAUGGCCUUGAGCAUGGACUUAGCUUUAGGGACAUGUUUGAGUGGCACAUUUCGCCCAAUCUUCGUGGUCACUCGAUGAAGUUACGGACAACAAUGUCCAGGCUGAAUCUUCGUUCUGAAUUUUUCACGCAGAGGGUAGUGGACAAAUGGAACGAUCUCCUUCAGUCAGUCGUGGAGGCUACGUCUCUGCAACCCUUCAAGAAACGCUUGGAUAUUUAUUUGUGUCCCCGGUUUCUCCUCGACAGUCUUGGCUUGAGCUAAAUACCACGAGGUCCCGGAAAAUGUUUUCUCUGAAAUAAUGGUACUCAAAUGAAUCAAGUGCUGUUUUAAUAGCGAAUAUUUUCACUGUUCGUGUACAGUUAUUACUAACGACCUGACAUGUAAUCAAUAGGGUUUUCAAAGGCUUUGCCUAUUAUCCUUACUAAAUAAACUGAAAUUAAAUACACUGAAACUGAAGCCUCCAUCCAACCGCACCCUAACCUAAUCAUGAUUGUUCUGAUUUGUAAUAACCAGGCCGAAGCGGUGAAAAGGUCAGCAGUUAGUCCAACAGCCCAGGGUGCAGCAGAGGAGCGGAGAAUAAAAACUGGUUAUAUAUAGCAACCGCAUAAUCUCUCUUCCUAUGGACUCAUCUUGCGCGUAUGUCGCCACAGCUGAAGCAAAUGACAAAAAGGCGGCAUAGCCGACUAACCACAGGCAAAAGUACUAAAAUGUUUAUGAAACGAUGCACAGUUUACUAUCUACAAUAGACGAGCUUAAGAUUUACGUAAAACAAACCUUACCGGAUGUCAUAUCCAAAAGUGAAAUGUGGUUCUCCGCGAACGUAAGUUAUGGCGAAGUGGCUCUCUCCGGCUAUCACUUGUCCAGAAGGGAUAGAGCGAAAAUUCAAGGUGGGAGUGUACUCAUAUAUGUCAAAUAUAGUCUGCUGAUGUCGAGCAAAGGGGAAGAUCACAUGCACAACUGAGAAAAUUAGAGUUACCAGAAAGCCGGUGUCGCAAACUCUUGAUAUCUUGAUGGUCUACCGUCCACCUAGGAAAGACCCUCAGUCAGGCAGUAGUCCUAUAGGGCCGAUGCGCUUUCGACACGAACCGAUGUUAUGAGUAUGGACAACUUUAACGCUAUGAAUAUUUACUGGAAUCCGAAUUCUGUCCCGGUUUCAGAAUUAAUCUUCGACCGCCGCCUCCUAUAAACAGUGUAGACUCAUAUCUUACAAAACGCGGCUCAUCUCUAACCAGAAUAUAUGAGGCUAGCUAACCAACUGCCUGGACGUUGUUCUGACGAAAAUGCCUGACAGCGUGGAUGUCGUAAACUGCCUACUUCCUCCCGGAUAAAGUGAUAAUGUAGUACUACAGUGGGAGUAUUCCUUCUUCUCUGUAUCUGACCAAAGCAUUACCAUCAGACGCGACAUAUAGGGCGGAGAUUUUAACCGAAUGUAAAUCGACAUGCGUCGUAUAGAUUGGAAAGCAACAGUCACAGGGUGUGUUCUCCAGGACAGGUUAGAAGUUAAGGCCUUAAUGCAUGAAAAUAUCAUUAGACACUUCCCUAUAUUGUAAAAGAAGAUCGACAGCAGGCUCCGAUGGCUAAAGGGUGCACCAAGGAGAGAAGUAGGCUGCAGGCAACAGCCGUGGACAACGUAUCUCAGGAAGGAGACAGCCAAAUCAAUGAACAACUACAAGACACAGAAAAAUAGAAAAAGGAUGCCUGUUUAUAAAACCCAUCAAGACUUCGAGAGUAACCUACUAAACUGUGUAGGAGGAAACCCAGAGCUUUUCUACAACUAAAUGGGACUGUGUGCUCCCAAUAGGAAUUUCAUCCAUAUGUUACAAACGAAUGACGCCGUUGGACAACAAUUAAGCUGAAUAUCUAUUUAGGGCCACUAAGCCAGCUUUUUCGAGAGAAACCGAUCUACCCGUUGCCAAACAUAAUGUGGAGGAAGUCCCGAAAAUGCCCACCAUGGCUCUCACAAAUCUACAGUUCAACAAGAACCGCUGAAGCGACAUUGCCAGGUCCUGAUAAAAUACCAUUAGAGGUGUCAAAGAAAUCGGCAGAACCCCUAUGUCUUCUCAUUUCACGCUUCCCUAGAUUCAGGCAACUUGUCACCUGAGUGAAAGACUGCGUGGAUUUCACUGAUAUAUAAGUAUGGCUUUUGAACUUUCCCUAUAUUGGAGCGUUAUGAAGCGCAUUAUGAAGCACAAACUGAUACAACUUUAGGAGUGCAUGGAAAACAUCUUGGUUUGUCGAUCGGCGGGAACGGUUGAGAACGGGGUUCGUCAGAGUUUCGGUCAUGCCCCUAUAAUUUGUUGGCUGCAUCCGUGGGUUCGACUGCUACAUCAUUGUGUUUGCUGACUACAUAAAGCCUUGGGUGUUAUUCGCAGCGAAAACGAUGAAGCAAAUUUACAGGCACACUUGAACCGACUUGAGCAAUGGCUUAAUCACUGGUUCCCCUGCUUCGAUGCUACCAAAUGCGACAUUCUGAGAGUCGAAAAAACCACUCUGGGCACUGGAAAACGUAAUAUCUUAACUAAGGUCAAGGUCAGAAGAAAGGUCAAGGUCAAGGUCAAGCCGCUGGUUUUGAAUUUGAAGAUAAGUGGAUGAUAUUAUUUUCAGUGAUUUUUCUGUGAGACCUAACGAUUUUAGUACCUGUUUUUUUGGUUGAAUUUCCUUAAAUACAGGCCUCUUCUCUAAGAACUGCCGGCUGCCAUCUCCUUUCGAGUUCUGCUAGUCUAUGCCCCUUGUUCACUAAUCGCACUCUGCAAUUCUCAUUUUGUGCAUCCGAUUUCUCUCUAACUGUUGUAAUUUAUUUUUACAUUGUUAGCCCCUAGCUGAAAUUCAGUCAACUUGUCUGCCAGAAGUUUUCUUAAUCACAAAUUGCCUCGAGACAAGAUGAGACCAAAAGUCACUGGUCGACGUAAGCUCUCGGCUCUUGUAAGUUAACAUGGCCUAACUAAACGUAAGUCAGAAGCUUUACCUAAAUCUAAGUCAGAUGAUAUUACUAGUCAGUCGUCACCCGUUGUAAUUGGUCGGCAGCUUAAUCUGUCUGCACUUGACCACUGCAAUGACUUUAUGCUAAAGUUUGGCUCUUUGCUGACAAUUCUUGGACAUUUAUUCGACGGGAACAUCUCCGAUAUUCCCUCUAAAGAAUGUAGGCGUCUCGACUCACUUGUUCACCUGAUCGCCAGUGAAUCUAGUGAUAGACAGAAGCGUUCUUACAACUUCCUGCUAAAAAAUAUUCCUCGAUCUGCUCGGCCAAUUGAUGUUGCGACCAAUUUCCUGUAUUCAUGUGGUUUCAACUAUAAAAUAGCUGAUGCCAAACGCUUGUCCUCCCGUAGUACAAAUCCACCCAUCUUAGUCAAAUUGUUUGCAUCAAUCGAAGUUGACACAAUCUUUACCCAUCGAGAGCGUGUCACUGCGUGCCUAGAGAAGGCAAAAUUUUUCCUUUGUCAUGAUCUUACUCCUAUGGAGUGUAGAAUCGGGUCUCUAUUCUCACGUAAACCCACUGCUUCUCAGUCUAAUGCUCCCCAACUCGGUCAUAAUACAAGUGGCCAUAAGGAUUCAGCUUCUCCUACUCCUGCGACAUCUGACUCCCUCCUUCCUAUUUCUCCUACAUCUCCAUCUCAUUCAAGCCACUUGACGCACUUGCCUGCCCCUAAACCUGCAGCAGCAGCAGCAGCAGCAGCAGCAGCAGCAGCAGCAGCAGCAGCAGCCCCAUUUGUCGUUUCGUAUCCUCCGGAUAGUCCCGCUGAGACACAUGAAAAUCCGUCUACAUCAGCUAGACCGAUAA